AUGGGCGUGAGCCGCCUUGACAUCAGCCCUCAGGAUACUGGCGAGGACAGCAAUGUUGAGGUCCGACUCGAAGGGGAGCAGAGCCGACAAGUCACGAUUCAGAGACCAGAAUUGUUCCUCGAGCAAGUGGUCCUACCGUCCGCAGAGGCAAAGCGAUGGCUCGCUACGCAAUUGACCGUCUCGCGCACGAUGCACUAUCUCAGCCGCGCCAUCCUUGGCAUUGCUCGUCAUCCCCGGGUAUGGUUGGUGACGGGGCUUCAGUACAUCAGCAAGGCUCGUAUAGAGGCUGGUUGGUCGCAUUCGCCUCAUGCAUUAACGGGGAUCCCUGGCUCAACUCUAGAUCCCACAGUGGCUGCACUGACCGGCUUAGCCGAUGCAAGUGGUCAAGGUCCACACGUGGGUAUCGAGGCAGGAGGAUCGACGGGUGAUGACACGGAGGAGAAGAUCUGGGCUGCUCAGUUUGUGGAAUUGAAAAUGAGAUUUCGUCCUCGCGAGUUGGCCGCUGCCAAACUCCCGGAGGAGAUCCAACUGCAUCAGUUCAGUCCGCUGGGUGGAAUGGGGUUUCAAGGCCAUGAACAUGUCCCGAGCCAAGAGAUUGCAGCAAUCGAAGGUCUGGCGGGGCAACAUCGAGAUGACGAGCAGAACGGACAUGGUGCAUUUCUCGGAAUGGAAUGCGAGGAUUGUAUACUCUAUGAAGAACUAUUAGAGCAGGUGGAGAGUCGAAAGGGGGGACAAUGA
This is a messenger RNA of Aspergillus aculeatus ATCC 16872, 738 nucleotides long. RefSeq lists its product as uncharacterized. The transcript is spliced from 3 exons. The record is from RefSeq and is a predicted model, not a curated record. The coding region runs from base 1 to 738 and encodes 245 amino acids. Lineage: Eukaryota; Fungi; Ascomycota; Eurotiomycetes; Eurotiales; Aspergillaceae.